AUGACAAGUAUUCCACGGAAUCCGUUACGAAGGAUCAUCCUUCCAGAUAUUCAUUCCCUUCAGCUGCCAACGAAGAAAAAUUUCGACGAAGAAGACGUCGAAAUUUGGCGGCGGACUCAAGGAUUCCGAGAUCUAAUCAUAUUUCUACGGAGACUGAACGAAGCUGUGGUUGGAAUUACAAUUCCAUGGAGCUCUAAAUUUCGUAGACAAGCUGUAUUGAGCAUGGUAACUUUGAUCGAUACCCUGGAUGGCUGGAUAGAAGAUAUCUCACCCCUCAACUCCCCACAAAGAUUGGAAGAGCAAUCAGAUAGUUUGCUAUCUCGACUGCUUCCGCCGGAGUAUAGCUCGCUUAUUCCACAUAUUAAGCCAUACUUUUUGACUUCGUUUGGAUCUUUCAUCAGAAUGGACUGUGGCACUGGCCAUGGAAUUUCCUUUGCCAUAUUCCUUAUUUGCUUAACACUUACGCGCUUUUAUGUGCCUGAAGUCGAAGAAGAACGUGAACUGGUCCUUAGAGUAUUCAUACGGCUUCAAGAUGUUUACCGUUUAGAGCCUGCGGGGAGUCAUGGCGUCUGGGGCGUAGACGAUUCACAUUUUUUGGAUUAUAUCUUUGGUAGUGGUCAAUUACAAGUGUCAGCAGUUUUUCACCCCCCUCUGCCGCCUACAAAUCUAUACUUCAUGUCGAUCAUGCGUAUUCACGAGGUCAAGCAGGGUCCUUUCCACGAGCACUCAUCCCAGUUACAUUCAAUCGCUUUGGGCGUGCCGAACUGGGGCAAAGUCAACUCUGGCCUGUUUAAAAUGUAUGAGGCUGAAGUUCUUGGUAAAGGAGUCGUGGUAUAA
Molecule: messenger RNA, 837 nt
Organism: Lentinula edodes (shiitake mushroom)
Lineage: Eukaryota; Fungi; Basidiomycota; Agaricomycetes; Agaricales; Omphalotaceae
Exons: 7
Coding region: 1-837 (278 amino acids)
Biological process (GO): mitotic spindle organization
Cellular component (GO): protein phosphatase type 2A complex; nucleus; cytoplasm
Molecular function (GO): peptidyl-prolyl cis-trans isomerase activity; protein tyrosine phosphatase activator activity
Source: RefSeq, a predicted model, not a curated record